GUUGUUUUCUUGUGAGGGGUUUGGGUAAUUUUUUAUUCAAUUGAUGUUAGCACUGUUUUAGCUGUUAAGUUCAACAGUUUGCAUGUCACUCUCUCUUCCUGAAGUGUGGUGUUCACUGUACAAAAACAUUUCUUCUGUUGCUUUUGCUUAUCAUAGAUUAUUGGUUUUAAUCUUUCACAGAACUGGGAAAUACUUGAAGGCUUGGCAAAUGCAUUCCAGAUUGAAGAACUGCUGUAUUCAUCCCUCUCUUCCUUCUUUGGAGAACUGACUUCUUUAAACAAAGGUAAGGAAGAGAGGAGUAGGAGCUGUAAGAAAAUGCUGGGAUCAGAACGUGGCGUGGUGGAAGAAUGGUUAUCAGAAUUCAAGGCAUUACCUGAAACUCAAAUCUCCAGUUAUGCAGCAACACUACACCGGAAAAAAUCACUGGUGCCAGCUCUUUAUAAGGUCAUUCAAGACCCAAACAAUGAGCUCCUGGAGCCUGUCUGCCACCAGCUCUUUGAACUCUAUCGUAGUUCAGAAGUCCGGCUAAAGAGAUUCACUUUGCAGUUUUUGCCAGAAUUGAUCUGGGUUUAUCUGCGUCUUACUGCCAGCAGAGAUAGACAGAGUAACGGUUGCAUUGAAGCAUUGCUUCUUGGGAUUUACAAUUUGGAAAUUGCUGAUAAAGAUGGGAACAAUAAAGUUUUAUCAUUCACCAUCCCUUCGUUAUCCAAGCCCUCAAUAUACCAUGAGCCUUCCACUAUUGGAUCCAUGGCUUUGACUGAGGGAGCUCUAUGUCAGCAUGACCUGAUCAGGGUGGUUUAUAGUGAUCUUCAUCCGCAGAGAGAAACCUUCACUGCACAAAACAGAUUUGAGGUACUGAGCUUCCUUAUGUUGUGCUAUAACUCUGCUAUUGUCUACAUGCCUGCCUCCUCCUAUCAGUCACUUUGCAGGAUGGGCUCCAGGCUUUGUGUGAGCGGAUUUCCAAGGCAACAUGAAAAACGGUGGAAAGAACAUUGUGGCAGAGUGGUACUAGAUCCUGAAUUCAUGGUGCAGCUGCUUACAGGUGUCUAUUAUGCCAUAUAUAAUGGACAGUGGGAUCUUGGCCAGGAGGUAUUGGAUGAUAUAAUUUACAGAGCUCAACUUGAACUUUUCUCUCAGCCACUGCUGGUUGCAAAUGCCAUGAAGAACUCAUUGCCCUUUGAUGCCCCGGAUGCAUCGCAGGAAGGCCAGAAGGUGUUGAAAGUGGAAGUCACUCCCACAGUACCGAGAAUCUCUCGGACUGCCAUUACAACAGCUUCAAUCCGCCGCCAUCGCUGGAGGAGAGAAGAUGGCUUUGACUUCUCAAACGAGGCUGACUCGAGCAUUCCUGGCUCCCCGAUCCAACACGGCUCCACAGACCUAGGGAUCAAACAUGUGGAGAGUGUAAAUGGAAGGGAGGAAUCCAUGAACCUCAAUGAUGCUGAUGAAGGAUUUUCAUCAGGUGCUUCCCUUAGCAGCCAGCCAGUUGGGACCAAACCUUUAUUGUCUACAUCCCAGAGGAGCAGCUUAAGAAAAUCAGCAAGUGGGCGUUCUGCUAAAGACAAAGAAACAUCUUCUGCCACUAAAUCCAGUGAGAGCCCUCGAGAUUCAGUGAUUCGGAAGCAGUACCUGCACCAGGCAACUGAUCUAAGUGCAGAUGGAAUUGAGAUGACACCUACUAAGAAACACCUGAGCCUGCCAGCUGGGCAGGUGGUGCCAAAAGCCAGUAGUUUGAGCUUGAUCCGGACCGCCAGUGCUUCCUCCAGUAAAUCAUUUGACUAUGUGAAUGGCAGUCAAGCAGGUUCCGGUGUUGGGGUUGGUACUGAGGAUAUUACUAAUCUAGCAGUUGGCAAUGCCAAUCGAUUUUCAACUAUCAGCCUACAGGAAGAUCGGCUAGGCCAAGCUGGGGAUGGGAAAGAUCUCCUUACCCCAGGAGCUCCCCUGACCAAGCAGUCUCGAUCUCCAAGUUUCAAUAUGCAGCUGAUAUCCCAGGUGUAGCUUUGAUUCCCCUCCAAAUCCUCCAUCUUUCCCUUUAACCCACAUAAAGUUCAUCCUUGAGCAAAACAAGAACCUUCAUCCCACGGUGUGAAAAUACUGACUGUUGUGAUCUUGUUUGAAUUGGUUUAAAUAUUAUACUGUAUUUUGUACUGAAAAAGCAAUAAAUCUCUCCUCUUCCCCCCAGUCCCCGCCCCUUGUAAACAUGGUUGUGAAGCAGUAUAAAAUGUACUGUAUGCCUUUUCCUAUGCCUUCCUUUCUCCUUGGGUGAUGUGCAAUCCAUCGUAGGCCGAUCAGUCCCAUUUCAACACUGUGAGACUGGAGAUGUCAGCGGAAAUGGUGAAUGUGAUCCCUAUGAGAUGAUGCUUUGGCUUUUGUCAUGAAAUAGAAACGGGUUAGUUUUCUCAGUCUACAUUACUGCAAAGACUACUGGAUCGUGACUUUUUCUUUCUCAGAACCAGGAGUGCCUCAGAGAUUCUAAUAUGACUUUGGACCUCUCUGAGUUUGUGCAAUCAAUUCUGGGGGAGGGGAUAGUCAUCAUUGCUCCUGGCUGUCUACUGCACUUUCUCAUUAAAAUGAGGGUAGUUCUUCUCUUCUCCGAUCUGUACUCUUACCCCUAAAAUACUAAACAUUCAGAAAAUGAGAUGUGCGUAUUACCAAGUUGUUGCCCGCUCAGACAGAGAGGGCUGUGAGCUGAUGAUGUAGGUUACAGUGCACUUUUAAUGGCGUUGUAGCCAUAUUUAAUGUUACAUGUCUUCCCUCCAGGACACAGGGUCAUUGUGAUAGGCUGCAAUUUAGAAAGACUAUAUCCUUAAAGUAGUUCUGAAGUUGGAGGGGUGCACGCUUUCCCAGGAAUAAUAAACUAGUUCUGGUCCUAUUUUUGUGAGUUAAUGAUCACUGAAUUGAUUAAGUGUAUCUUCAGGUAAAGAGAGGGCUUCCUCAGGCUGAUUUUUAGUGUCAUGGUUACUGGAGAGACCCUCUCAGCUGCUUUCUAGAUAGGGUGUCCCUAAAUUCAGUCACAGUAUAGAUUUUGAAACUUACAUUUCAGACAGAUCAUUUUCCAAGGAGCUGUAUCAGAGACAGAGAUGAUGGUUUGCUGAAACACUGAAGCUUCAAUGCGGAACACUUUUCUAGAAGCAUUGUUUGUACAAAGGGAUUAUUGACAGUCCUUUUCUCCCAGAAGGAUCACACUUCACUGCAUUGGUAUUUAUAACCCAUUGCAUUUUGUAAAUACAGUUCCAUAACUUAGUGGCGUGGAGCAGCCCAUCCUCUAGAAAACUCAGAACUCAUGCCAUUGAGCCAAUUCUUGAAUGUAUGUGUUUGGUGUAUGGGGAGCGUUUGGUACUUAUGCUAUAGAGCACUGUUUAAAAGUACAGUUUUGAUUACAAAGGAAAAUGUUCCCCAUAUCUUUGUCUGUCUCCAGUUUGCUUUUGCAGAGAAAAAGGAAAGAGUUUAACCUUUUUUUUUUCUGUUGUAUUAUUGCCUGGAAGCGUAUAGGUUACUAACUGAUAGAAAAGUAGACAAUUGCAAUCUUUUGGGGUAUGGGCACUUUGGCUUCAUCAUUUUCACUGUGAAAGAAUAUACACAGGUAGUUAAAAAAAAUAACAGGUUAUAUUAAUGAUAAAGAUGUAAAGACUUCUCAACUAUAAAGUAACGUUACAUUGCUAGUGGUUAUUUAAUGCUUUCUUUUAAAUGUAACUGCUGAUUCUCUUUGCAUUUCAGCCCUCAUUUCAAAUAGUAUUUUCUUCAAAGCAACUUCACCCUCUUUAUUUAAACAAUUAGAGGAAGGAGUCUUUGCGGUUGACAGGCUAAAUGGCCAGAUGGGCAUCUAAUCUUAAUAAUUUGCAUUCAAAGAGGAAAGAUUGAGAUGAGA
Messenger RNA from Gavialis gangeticus (Gharial), 3865 nucleotides. RefSeq names its product family with sequence similarity 126 member B (gene HYCC2). The transcript is spliced from 12 exons. Gene Ontology annotation, cellular component: plasma membrane. Gene Ontology annotation, biological process: protein localization to plasma membrane; phosphatidylinositol phosphate biosynthetic process. Bases 316 to 1995 code for a protein of 559 amino acids. The record is from RefSeq and is a predicted model, not a curated record. Lineage: Eukaryota; Metazoa; Chordata; Crocodylia; Gavialidae.